AUGGUGAAGGCUAACAGCUCAAGAGAAGAUUCAGAAUGGUCAACUCUGGAUAGAAACAUACUUGCCAUUAUCUUCGAUAAGCUCGACAUAAUGGACAUUAUCAUGGGAGCUUCACGUGUAUGCAUCUAUUGGUUCCUUGCCUUUCACAACAAAAUACUGUGGAACACCAUCGACCUCACCAAGCUCAAUCACAAGGGAAAAAACGUCCUCUACAAAUACCCGGUCGACAAAGAAGCCCUAAGCUUUAGUAAUCUUUCAAUUAAGAUGAGCCGGUUCUUCUUUAACUUUUGUAGAGUAAAACACACAAAACUCAAGAAUCUAAUUGUUGAGAUCACUAAGUUGAGCCGCACGGCUCCGUGUAAUGUGUUCUUUAGCUUUAAUUCCUAUUUACAAAUGGAGCACCUCAUGUUUGUUGCUAAGAGGAUGGCAAACAUAGAGAAACUUGCUUUACCAGUUUCAUGGUCACUGUAUAAAGGGCUGGACUCAUUUAGGUUUGCGUUUAGUCAGUGGAAGAAUCUUAAAACACUGAUCAUGGCUAAUGACUUUACCUGGGGCUCAUUCGAGAUUCGAGUGUUGGGAGAGAGCUGUAGUAACCUCAACAACUUAAAACUUAUAGGUUUUUAUAUUUUGGGAAACGACGCUGCUGAAGGAAUCGUGCAUUACCACCAGAGCCUCACUAGGUUGAGUUUGCGAUGCUCUUUCAUCGAUGUUGAAGUAGUUAUCCUGCUAAUCAGAGGUCUUCGAAACCUCACAAUCCUUAACUUGACACAUUGCAAAAUCUUGCGCUGGUAUCUUAUGAUGAAUGAUGUUGUACAAGCUGCAACUCAGAAUCUUGACAAACUUAUCACAUGUUCAGAAUACGAUUGUCAAGUUUGCAAAGAUCGACCUCCCAUGUUCCGAGAGCAGAAGUUUUACGAGAAGCAUUGCCAAAACGACGAGAUAAAGGAACUUGAAUUCUGA
Molecule: messenger RNA, 960 nt
Organism: Camelina sativa (false flax)
Lineage: Eukaryota; Viridiplantae; Streptophyta; Magnoliopsida; Brassicales; Brassicaceae
Source: RefSeq, a predicted model, not a curated record